Messenger RNA from Harmonia axyridis, 1096 nucleotides. RefSeq names its product pancreatic triacylglycerol lipase-like. Gene Ontology annotation, molecular function: lipase activity. The coding region runs from base 191 to 1027 and encodes 278 amino acids. Lineage: Eukaryota; Metazoa; Arthropoda; Insecta; Coleoptera; Coccinellidae. The transcript has 4 exons. The record is from RefSeq and is a predicted model, not a curated record.
CCACGAACGAAAAUGACAAUUAGCGUGAUUCCAUUUAAUUUGAGUCUUGAGCGUAGGAGGCACUUUCUUGGUUUACCCAUAACGAAUAAGUUGGAAGUGUAAUAACAACAGCCUUGAGAUCGUUGAAUCAUCGUUUGGAGCUGCUUGAAUGUGGAAUUAGAUUUCCUUUCGUUUUAAUAUCGUCGUCAACAUGGAAAAUAUGAAAUUGUGUUUGUGCUUCUUGAGUUUUCUCCUUGCUUUGGAUUUAUGUUCAUCGGAGCUAACAUUCAAAUACCUGACCCUCUACAACAAAGAAGGUAGACUCAUGAAGAAAGAAGAUAUACAAAAAGACAGCGUCAACGUUUUGAAACCCAUAACAGUAGUCAUUAACGGUCUAAGCAGUGUCGACAACGCUUGGGUCAAUGCUCUUGUUGAUGAAUACUUGGAAAAACAGGUUCAUAACGUCUUCCUGCUAGAUCUGGAAGACCAUGAAGAGGUUAUGAAGAACGACACUAUUAUGUCUGAACAAAUCACUGAUUUUAUCGGUGAGAUCUAUAAUAAGACUGGUGAGGAGUAUCUGCAUUGGCAUAUCAUUGGAAUAUCCAGUUCUGGAUUCUACACGGCUAUAGAUGUUGGUAGAAAAAUGUUCAAUAACUACAGAAAGGUCGACAGAAUAACUGGCAUAGACCCAACCUACCACCUUAUCGAGAUCAGAGAAGACCUCUUCGUCGACCACGACGAUGCUGCCAACCUUGUAGACGUCGUUCACUCAAACACUCACAAAUUCAAGGGGGAACUGAAAAGCUACGGCCACGUGGAUUUUUACAUUGUGGAUAUAAACUGCAGAGGAAAAGAUGACUUGGAAUGUGGAAGACUCAACGCUAUCAAGAUGUUCAAGAGAUCGGUCAAUUCUUUGAAUUUGACGGCUGUCAAAUGCUUGUCUUUGGAGGAGUUUGAGACUGAGAAAUGCGCUGGAAAUAACAGAGUGCUGUUUGGGGAGAACAUGCCUAAUAAUGCAGAUGGCGUGUAUAUGUUGAAGAACGAGUGAAAUAUCGAAUAUUUUUUGAUAUGUUAUUUAUAUUUUUUAUGUUUUAGUAAUAGAUAAUAUUCAAUAUCA